AUGUCGCAAGGGCUCCUGGCCGCCGGCAGCGUCCUGCAGAGGAGCUUCGCGGCGCCGGGGAACCAGGCGCAGCCGCAGCCCACCCCCCAGAGCCCUGAGGAUGAUGACAGGAAGGUCCGAAGGAGGGAAAAAAACCGAGUUGCUGCUCAGAGAAGCCGGAAGAAGCAGACCCAGAAGGCUGACAAACUCCAUGAGGAGUAUGAGUGCCUGGAGCAAGAAAACACAGUGCUGCGGAGAGAGAUCGGGAAGCUGACGGAGGAGCUGAAGCACUUGAGCGAGGUGCUGAAGGAGCACGAGAAGACGUGCCCGCUGCUGCUCUGCCCCGUGAACUUUGUGCCAGUGCCGCGGCUGGACCCCGUGGCUGGCUGCCUGCCCCGGUGAAGCCCAAAGACGGUCCUCCUCUGCCCAGCAAGGAGCAUUGGUCUUUUUCACACCUGGGAAGAGGCUUCCCUCUGCAUCCAUGUACCGGGGGGGUCCUGUGGCCGGGUCAGCUCUUAGGAGCUCCGGGCUGCGUCCCCAGCAGCCCAGGCUCAGCAUCAUGCUCUCACAGGCCCCUGACUCAGAGCCUUUAGUGGAUCCAGGUGGGGGAGGCCAUCCUCC
This is a messenger RNA of Kogia breviceps (pygmy sperm whale), 600 nucleotides long. The record is from RefSeq and is a predicted model, not a curated record. NCBI's taxonomy places the organism in Eukaryota, Metazoa, Chordata, Mammalia, Artiodactyla, Physeteridae.